This is a messenger RNA of Didymodactylos carnosus, 1086 nucleotides long. The record is from the annotation of a GenBank genome assembly. NCBI's taxonomy places the organism in Eukaryota, Metazoa, Rotifera, Eurotatoria, Philodinida, Philodinidae.
AUGGGCUCACUCCCUGGAGUUUUAUUUCCUUUAAGAUUACAACUUUGGCCUCGUUCACGUGCUGUAACAAUGUCUACAACAGCGGAUGUGUUUAAAACAACAUCACUUUCUAGUGAAAAUCCAAUAUUCUUAUACGAUGUUCCACUUUCAUUACAAAAAAUAUCAAAAGCUGUAAUAUUUUUAUUCAAUUUAUUUUUUCAACGAAAAUUUAUUGUUCAUCGUCUAACUGGUCUACUCUAUUUGAUUCAAUACGCAUUAGCCUUCUAUUUAUAUUUUAAAAAUUAUGAAAUAUUUAAAAAUUCAUUUUUAAUUUGGUCACUACCAUUAACGGGACUAAUUCAGUCGAUAACAGCCAUAUAUACAUUUACAUUUUUAUCAAAAACAAAAGUUGAUCCAGGUUAUUAUUCUGAUCGUGGUACACUGUCCUAUCCAUUUAUUGUUGAAAACUCAUUUUUUGCCAGUCUUCUAUUAUUCCAAUGGCUUUAUUAUUCGAAUCAAUUUUACAAUUUAAUAAGUUAUACGAUAAUUAUUGAAAAUGUAAUAGUAUUUAUUCCGUAUAUACCAAGAAUGUUAUGGCCAAAAACACAUUUUAGAGAAUCGUUAAAAAAUUCGGAAAAAAAUAAAACAAAACCGAAUCGAAAAUUUUAUUUUGUUGUCACAUUCAUAACAAAAAUAUUUUAUAUCUGGGCUAAACACUAUAUUGGCUAUUUUUUGAAUUAUGUUCGAUUUCUAGACCGUGCAACAGAUAAACAAAUAUACUAUAUCUAUUUAUUAUUAAUAUUCAGUGCAUUUGCCACGACAAUAGCGGUAUUUCUUCAUACAUUAAAAUUUAAAGGAUAUAUUGGACCGAGAACAUCAUUCAUUGUUUAUAUGAUAUCUUAUUUAGCCACAUUUUAUUCAUUUAUACAAAUACGUCAUAUAUUCAUUAUCAAUUUCGAUUUAACUUUAUAUGUUCUAAUUGGAUUGCUACUGAACUUUACACGAUUUCAACAUCCCUAUCAGAUUAGCUUAAUGAUUUUAUUUAACUUAUUUAAAUUCAAUGUAUUACCAGCAAAUAUAGCCCAGUAUUUGUUUUUAACGAAGUGA